Molecule: messenger RNA, 3726 nt
Organism: Phyllotreta striolata
Lineage: Eukaryota; Metazoa; Arthropoda; Insecta; Coleoptera; Chrysomelidae
Source: the annotation of a GenBank genome assembly
AGGAUGACUGUAGAGCUGAGCAACGGAACUCAUGGAGCCGUUUUAAAAAUCAAUCCUGUUGAGGGAGAUGACGAGGCCACUUAUAAAUGCGAAAUCACCUACCUGGAAGUCAUAGAGAACUGCGACGUGGUGCAAAUAGUCAAGCUGAAGACAUUGAAAAUUCCAGAAAACGUGAAGAUUUUUAAAAGCAUUGAUCAGACGCCAUUGCCCAAUUCUACCCUCAUCGGUCCAAUGGAAGAAGACGAUGAAAUGGAUUUGAUUUGCGAAGCUACCGGUGGAAAACCCACCCCUAAAGUCCGAUGGUUCAACGGUACCACCGAAAUAACAAGAGCUAAAUACACGGUAACGAAGUCUGUGGACGGAGUGGAAACGGGGAUAUCGACCUUACAGUUGACUCUCAAAAGGGGUGAUUUACUGGCUCGGUUUGAGUGCAGGGUCGAGAGCGAGGCCCUCGACGAACCAAUCAUAUCUUGGGUCCAGAUCGAUGUUCACGUGCGACCCACGGACAUCAAUUUAACCGGCGUCGAAAACCACGUUGUUCAAGGUACAAACGUGAAAUUGGAUUGCAAAGUGUUCGGCGCCCGACCCGCCGCUAACGUCCGCUGGGCCAACGGUUCAUCUUCAAUCGACGAAGAAAACUUCGACAAGUUAACGCUAGAGAGUCCGAUAAAUACGAGAUACAUCGAAGAGAAAGACGGAACUUUCACUACGGUUAGUUCGCUAUCGUUCAAGGCGAGUCACUGGGAAAACGGAAAAACGAUUUACUGCUUCACAGAUAACGAGGUUAUGACGAAAAACGGCGAGCCCGAGUUCUCGAGGAGCAUUAUUUUGGAUGUUCGAUAUCCACCAGUAAUAACAGUAAAACCAACUUAUGCCGUUGUUAACGAAUCAACAGACUCCAAUGUUACCAGUGCAUUUUUACAAUGCCUCUAUUAUGCGAAUCCUCAAGAACUUUUGGUAGCUACCUGGUUAAAGGACGGCAAGCCGUUUUUAACGAACGACACGAAAAAGUACGUCGGCGGCACCAAUUUCAACCCGCCCCUGUACAUAAAUAACAUUGCUCGCGAAGACAUGGGCGAUUACAAGUGCUCCCUGGGGAACGCUAUCGGCACCGAAGUAUCUCCGGAAAGCGUGUCGCUUAAUGUGUUAUAUACGCCCGAUGUGGAAGUGCUAAUGGAGCCGUUCUAUCCGAUCAAAUCGACUGACAGACGUACUGUUAUUGUGAUGUGUAACGUUACUUCGGGAAAUCCUUCGUCUCUUCUUAAGGUCCGCUGGUUCCUCGAAGGGGAAUUGAUGAAGGAAUUUCCGGAAUGUAACUACACGAGCAUCGACGAGAACGGGCAGGGCGAAGGUAACGGCGGCCCCUUUUGCGGUCUGGAUCCCAGCAUAUUGAGCCUCGAACGGGUGGACGAGUCCUUCGCCGGCAACUAUACGUGCCAAGGAAUGAACGUAGGCGGCUGGGGACCCGUCUCCGAGCCGCAGGAAUUGGUCGUCUAUUAUCCACCGGGUCCUGCUAAAAUUCGAUACUCCCCAUCGAAGGUGGUUAAAGGAGGUUUUGUAACAUUAACCUGCACAAUAGAAUCGACUGGUAGACCGGACAACGUCAGUUACAUUUGGUACAGGGGAUCUCACGUGCUGUCCAACGUAACAAAAUCGGUUUACAACAUAACUUCAGUCGGUUUGGAAACGAGGAACAACUUUUCGUGCCGAGCCGUAAACGAGGGCGGCAAAGGUGAACCGGCCAGCGUCUUCGUCCACGUUUAUGCUGCUCCGGCGUUCACGAAGAAACCUCCGACGUACCAAGGCAUCCUGUACACAUCCAAACACGUGAAUUUGACGUGCAUAGUGGAGUGUUAUCCGGAAUGUUCCAUACAAUGGUACAAAGACGGCGUUAACUUGGAUCCCGUGCACAAUCCCCUGUACAAAUUGGAAACGCAUUUCCUGCCUUCGAAUCCGCAGAAAAACGAUUUCGAAUCGGUUAAUUCCACGCUGAUUUGGAAUUUGACCGCAUGGCCCGGACAAAUGUUGAACAAGACCAGUUCGAAUUCGAAUUAUACCUGUCAAGCUACUUCGAAUAAAAUCGGUCUCGGCGUCAGUUCCACCGCAGAAAUCGCUGUUGAUUAUCCUCCAGAAGAUGUCCGAGCCAGCUCUCCAAUGGUCAACGUGAAAGAAGGCGAAGUUCCGGCGUCUGUAAAGUGCACGGGAAAAGGUAGACCGACCCUCACCUUCCAAUGGAAGAAGAAUUACACAUCCGAACCGAUUUCCAACAACGAUUUACUAGUUCUGCCGAAAUUGACGAGAAGCGACAACGCCGCUUACAUUUGCGAAGCAUCCAACAAGCACGGAUCAAUGACUGCCACGGUUUAUUUUAAUGUGCAAUAUCCCCCCGAAUGUACGAUAACCACUGUGGACAAAAAUGGCACACCAGCUCUGGUGUGUACCGCCAUAGGAAAUCCCCAGGAGAUGACGUUCAAUUGGACGGUGAAAGAAGGCAACGAAACAUUUAACGAAACGAACAACAUCGUCAAUGACAAAUUGAAGAGCUAUCUAUUGCUCGAUUCCAGCGUAGAAACGUACAGGACGUACUAUUGCGUCGCCCACAACUUGAUAGGACAUAGUAGUGCUUGCAAGAGAGAGGUCGCAGGCAACCUCUCGUGGUGGAAGCAGCUGAAUCAAGAGAAGAUGAUCAUCAUUAUCGCGUCGAUAGUGGCGGUGAUAGUUUUCGUGAUAAUAAUCUGCAUCAUUAUCAUCAUUUUGUGCAGGAGGAAGAGGGCCGAUACAAAGUACAAUAGUCCGCUGGAAAUGGAGGAAAGAGAAAAGUUUCUGUGCACGCAAAGUCCCGACGUACUUGGCUUACCUUUAGUGCCCUGCGGUAGGGUAACUUAUCUGGGAAACCAAGCGCCCAACAUGUCCUCUACCGAAGAUAAACCGAGGCUUGGGGUUGGCCUACCUCUUGGAGGUACAGCGGACCCCUCAAGUGAGCCCGACGGGGGAUUCUACGAAAAUCUGCCUUUCCACGGCAUCCAAAAUCCACCAAAUAAAAACGCUUUCUAUACAUUAUCCACUCCGAAUUUCAAGCAACUAAACCCACCCAUCGUACCGCCGCAGUACUCGGCGACCAUACCGCAUCCGAAACACGCGAAACUCGCGCCGAAAUCGCUCUUCCACGAGCAAAUCCAAAAGAGCAAAUCGUUCUCGUCCAAGUCCAAGCAGAAGAAGCACCACUUCCAGAUACCCCUGCAGAAAUGCCACAGCUUCAAGUUCCAAACGGCCGAGAGCUACUUUCAGCCGAUCAAAAACAUACACGAAGAGAACCUGCUGAGGAACGGUUACGUGUCGGAUUAUCCCGAGGGUAGCUCCCACAGGUGGCGCCACCAGAAGAAGGAUAAGCACAAGCACCACGCGAGCAAUAAAGGACCGCUGGUGAUCAGGCGGCCCAGCGAUUAUCAGGAAAACGUGCAAUUUCAGGAGAACGUGCAGAAUUCGGUGCAGCUGCAGUAUCCGCAGCCGUUGCCGGCGGGCAGGGAGCCGGCCCGAGAUGGGGGCGGCGGCGUCGGCGGCGUCGUCAAGGCGAACGGGAUCGUGUACGCCGAUUUGGACAUGCCGUCGGGCAAGAGGGGCUCGCAGGAAUCCUGCGCGGCGAAAUCGAAGUCGAGCCAAAAUUCGAAAAAGACUGAAUACGCGACGCUUAAUUUUAACGAAAUCGGUCAGGAAAUCGACGUCUAA